This is a messenger RNA of Botrytis porri, 534 nucleotides long. RefSeq lists its product as uncharacterized. The record is from RefSeq and is a predicted model, not a curated record. Lineage: Eukaryota; Fungi; Ascomycota; Leotiomycetes; Helotiales; Sclerotiniaceae. The transcript has 2 exons. Bases 1 to 534 code for a protein of 177 amino acids.
AUGAUGGAAGUCAAGGAUGGUGAUCAGAUAGCACACAUAAAUGCGCUUCGCAGGGAAUUUUUGCAUUAUUUUAAGGAAGAUCGCACCAUUCGUCCACCAGGAACCGAGAAUGCCGAAGAAAUCAGAAUGAAACUACCUCUCGUGCGCUAUUACGGAGAUCUCCCAGAAAUAGACGACCCUUGGUUUCCCUUUCUAUUCGCGGCUUCCCAUGGAAGAAUCGUCCAUAAGCCACCACAUGCUCUUGAACGUCUCGGACCACUCAUACGCAGAACACAGUAUUUGGUUCGAGUAGAGGUUCAAUACAGGGUCAUAUUUCUAGUCGAGUCCAUUGACGAUGAUGGCCGUCUCAUUUUUGUAGAGAUUGAUCGACAUCUUUUAACUCAUCCAUUUGAACCCCCAGUGUUGCCGGAAUGGCUUCAGGGUAUGUUUGUUCCUAAUGUUGGGAAGGGGUUAGAGUGGGUGUGUAUGGAAUGGGGACAUAAGUCACUUUUUAGGUGUAGCUCCUGGUCGAAGACAGGAACAUCUUGGUGGUAA